Oncorhynchus nerka (sockeye salmon) is the source of this 3691-nucleotide messenger RNA. Its product is annotated as forkhead box protein K2-like. Gene Ontology annotation, biological process: regulation of transcription by RNA polymerase II. The record is from RefSeq and is a predicted model, not a curated record. Lineage: Eukaryota; Metazoa; Chordata; Actinopteri; Salmoniformes; Salmonidae. Bases 207 to 2075 code for a protein of 622 amino acids. Gene Ontology annotation, molecular function: protein binding; DNA-binding transcription factor activity, RNA polymerase II-specific; RNA polymerase II cis-regulatory region sequence-specific DNA binding. The transcript has 9 exons.
CCUAUCCUUUCUCUCUGUGUCGCGGCGUUGGGUUGGAGCCGCUAUCCCUGGUCUGGCACGUUCCCUUAAUUUUUUGUGUUAAAUUUGAUGCCCCCCUUUUUUUAGAUUCGACCAUUUGCGACGGCAUUUAAAAUACAUACACGGGCAUCUCCGUACCGGUGUUUCUUUUUAUAAGCAUUUGUCAAAUAUACAAUUUAUCCUGUAAAAUGGCGGUGUUAAGCGGGUCGUCUGGGCCGGUUGCCCGGCUUGAGGGCCGUGAAUUCGAAUACUUGAUGAAAAAGCGCUCGGUGACUAUCGGUAGGAACUCGUCUCAGGGCUCCGUGGAUGUGAGCAUGGGUCAUUCCAGUUUUAUUUCUCGAAGACAUCUCGAAAUAUUCACUGUUAGUGACGAUAGCACUGGUGGUGGAGACUUCUACUUGCGAUGCCUCGGCAAAAAUGGGGUGUUCGUGGAUGGAGUGUUCCUCAGACGGGGUGCCCCUCCUCUACAACUACCACGAAUGUGCACUUUCAGGUUUCCCAGCACAAAUAUCAAGAUCACAUUCACAGCCCUGUCCAGUGGAAAGAGGGAGAAGCGUGAGGCGCCUGAGUCUCCAGUAAAACCAGUCCACAUCUCUCCACUCACCAUAAACAUUCCAGACAACAUCGCCCACCUCAUAAGCCCCCUGCCCUCACCCACCGGCACCAUCAGUGCUGCCAACUCGUGCCCCUCCAGUCCCAGGGGAGCGGGCUUUUCCGGCUACAGGAUGGGUCGCAUCGUCAGCUCUGCAGAGCUACAGCUCAUAAACGACAACUCCCAGUCAGAGAACGACAAGGAGGCCUCAGGAGGGGACAGCCCCAAGGAUGAUUCCAAACCGCCAUACUCAUAUGCGCAACUGAUUGUCCAAGCCAUUACAAUGGCACAGGACAAGCAGCUCACACUAAACGGAAUAUACACUCACAUCACCAAAAACUACCCCUACUACAGGACUGCAGACAAAGGCUGGCAGAACUCGAUCCGUCACAAUCUGUCACUGAACCGCUACUUUAUUAAAGUAGCCAGAUCGCAGGAGGAACCAGGCAAGGGCUCGUUCUGGAGGAUAGACCCAUCCUCAGAGGGCAAGCUCAUGGAGCAGGCCUUCAGGAAACGAAGGCCGCGGGGUGUGCCCUGCUUCAGGACCCCCCUCGGACCCCUCUCCUCCAGGAGUGCCCCAGUCUCCCCUAAUCACUCUGGGGUGCUCUCGGCCCACUCGAGUGGGGUGCAGACCCCUGACAGCCUAUCCCGAGAGGGUUCCCCUGUCCCCAUGGAACCAGAGCCCGCUCCGGCCCCACCCCCUGGCACGGCAGUCCAGCCCAAACUAGCUGUCAUCCAGGAGGCCCGCUUUGCACAGAGUACACCAGGCUCCCCUCUCAACAGCCAGCCGGUGCUCAUCACAGUUCAGCGUCAGUUACCUCAGACCAUAAAGCCGGUGACCUAUGCUGUGGCCACGCCUGUGACUACCAGCACCAACCAGAACCAGCAGCCCGUCAUGCAGACGGUGCACGUUGUCCACCAGAUCCCUGCCAUGUCUGUCACCAGCGUGUCCGGGCUCAGCACCGCCAACACCUACACAGUGGCCACCCCCACCAUGGUCACCCUCCAGACUGAGCCCCAGGAGAACGGAGACUACUCAGAGGCCAAAGUAAAAGUAGAAUCUGUUCCAACCAUCACCCACGCCUCUAUAGGCGGUGGCAGUCGCAUCAUCCAGACGACCCAGUCGGCCACGCCCUUUAAGACGCUGACCUUAGUGCAGCAGCAGCCGGCCCUGGGCCAGCACCAGCUCCCCAUAAAGACCAUCGCUCAGAACGGCACCCACCUGAUGCCAAUGCAGGCCGCUGCAGCCACAGCUGUUGCGAGUCCUCUCCACUUGCUGGCCACUCACGCCUCCGCUUCAGCCUCCCUCCCGACCAAACGACAGAACGGAGCCCAGGCGGCCAGCGAUCAGCCCAACGCUAAGCGCAUCAAAACAGAGGAAGGGGACAGCGCCACCCCCACCGCAACACGCGUAGCAGAUACGGACUCGUCGGCAGCCAAUGACCAAGCCAGCCACCACAACUAGUCUUCUACAACAACACCACCAUCUUGUUUGUUUUUUUUCUCCUUUCCUACCAUUUAUUUCCCCCUUCUUCCAUUGACUCCCAAGGUGCCAAAAGGAGAGGAUUUUCAGUUGGUUUAACUAUUGUAGAGGAUUGGAAAAUAUGACCACCCCUUUAAAAAAAAAAAAGACUGAAGAGAAUAUUUAGUUGAGAUUUGAAAAAAGGACCACUAGGACAAAGUAGAACUCUAAUUUGAAGGUACCCCUGUGAGACAUCGCCACGGAGGAGGAUUACGACUACUCCAAGACCACAGGAAGCCUUAACAACAAUUAACCUUUAACAUGAUGAGCUGAACUUUGACCACCUGCAGCGAGCAGUUUGACUGAGGCCUAUGUUAGCCCGGCGGUCGCACGGUACCUCUGUCUCAACUACCUCAGUGCAGAUUGGGGGCCACGGUCAAGGGCACCACUCAACGGACCCAUGGGAUGACUGGACGAAGUGACCAACUAGCAGCAUGAGAAGCAUUUGACCCAAACAUGACAAUUCCUGGACCUUUGGCAGCUAGCCUUUCAUAUACUGACCUAGCCUUAUUGCUGCUGUAAGUAGUAAUGCAGUAUUUUGUUGUUCAUAUGUGGACCAUAGGAUCUGUUUUGGAUGUAUUUUCAUUUAUAUAGGUUAAAAAAAAGUGCUAAUAAUUGAAAUAAAGAAAGCAUUACAGCAGUGGGGUCUGACAUUUCAAUCAGUCCACCUGAACUUCAACAUUCUCGCUGUUACUUUGUAUGUGGACUUUUUUUCUGUUCAGUGUCGUUUCUUUUUACAAUUCUAUCAAUGGAGUGAGUCGCCCCCCCCCCCUGUCAAAUCCAUGUUCUGUCAUAUCCAAAUCAAUUUGCUUUGUUACACUUACAUAUUUUCAUACUUGCCCAGAUAACCAGUAAGAUACAAACAUAUUAAUUCCAUGUGUAGUUGGUCAGAUGCCUCCUCAUCGAGCUUUCAUGUAACCGACUACAGAAAAGUACCUGAGCCGUUAACGCUUGAAUCCUUAGUUGAAACUAUACCAAAAGUGGUCACUCCGCCUGUUUUUGGUAAAAAGCUGAGGGAUGGGCCUGGAGAAAUGUAACCACUCUCAGAUUGACAUCAAUGACUGACUAUCCAUGAUAUCAGAAUUGUGGUUUUACCCAUGUUUUGAGACCAUACCGUGCUUUACAUUUACAUUGUUUACAAACAUAGAACAUGUUUAUAUUCAGAUGGGGUACGAGAGUUGAACUAAGCUCAUUAGGCGUUUAAGUUAUUAUUCAAGAUUAGAUGGGUAUAUAUCAUUCAUUUAAGUCAGAAAAUGGAUGUAGCAACUAAGGAUUCUAGCUUUAACUGUACAUUUAACAGAAGAAAAUAGCUGUUUAAAACCAGACCAGAUCUGCACUUGGUAAAAUGUUAAUUUUUUUCUCUCGUUAUCCUUGGCUGUGGUGACUUUGGUGUGUGGACAGACCCUUUGCUUGAUUAUUUAAUUCUGUUCCGACAACCUGACGAGUCUGUCUUCAGAUUGUAUAUGUUCCAAACUAAAGAAGAUACAAGUGAUGGAUAUUUGUUCCGCUUCAGUGGAUAAAUGCUUUUUUUAUUUUAUAUAAAUUAAUUUAAAACCUUU